UAUGAAUUUUUUUUGGGUUUAAUCCUAACCUAAUCUCUUUUAUAAACCUUCCUAUUUCUUCAAUUUUCAGCUCUAAACCCAAAAUAACUAACAACAGAAACUAUGUUUCCGUUGUUUGGUUAUUAUUCCUUCCUCUUCUUCUUUCUUUUUCUCUGUUUUUUUCCACUUCCUGGUUUUCCCGCCAGAAUCACACCGGAACAAAUAACGGUCAUAACUACCGAUACUCACAACGCCACGUGGCAUAAUUUCACUCGCUUUAAAGACGCCGAGAAGGGAAGCCACAUCAGCGGCAUGUCGGAACUCAAGAAAUACUUCCAACGUUUCGGUUACCUCUCGAUUCCCGACAACCAAAACGGCAACUUCACUGACGUUUUCGAUACCCAAUUCGAAUCCGCAGUUAUGUUAUACCAACAGAAGCUCGGGUUACCUGUUACAGGCAAGCUCGAUUCCGGCACAAUAUCAGCAAUGAUGUCCCCCAGGUGCGGCGUUUCGGACACCGCCCCGAGAAUUCAUUCAACGAAACAUUUCGCCUAUUUCUAUGGAAGGCCAAGAUGGGAACGUGGAUCGCCUAUGACUUUAACGUACGCUUUUUCGCCGUCUAACAUGAUCGAUUACAUAAGCUUAUCGGAAAUAAGAACAGUUUUUAAACGCGCGUUUUCGAGGUGGGCUUCGGUGAUUCCUGUAAACUUUGCAGAGAUAGAAGAUUAUGAAUCGGCCAAUAUCAAAAUCGGGUUUUUCCGUGGCGAUCACGGUGACGGGGAACCGUUUGAUGGGGUCCUAGGAGUGUUGGCGCAUGCUUUUUCGCCGGAGAACGGGAGGUUCCACCUUGAUGAAGCUGAAACGUGGGCCGUUGAUUUUGAGAAAGUGAGAUCAAAGACGGCUGUUGACCUGGAAUCAGUGGCGACGCACGAGAUUGGUCACGUACUCGGGUUGGCUCAUAGUUCAGUAACGGAAGCCGUGAUGUACCCGAGCUUGAGACCUCGUAGUAGAAAGGCAGACCUGAAACUUGAUGAUGUGGAAGGCGUCCAGGCUUUGUAUGGGUCAAAUCCGAACUUCAAGUUCAGCUCUUUGUUAGAGUCUGAAAAUUCUUCUAACAAAGGAAAUGUUCUAAAUUGUAUAUCAUCUAAGUGGACAUUUUCUUUGGCAGUGAUAUCUUUUUUUCUUCUUUUGAUGAUUACAUGAGGGGCUUCUUUUUUGAGCUCUUUUAAACUUUUCUUUUUUCCUUUUUUCUAGGAUUAUUUAUGGGUGAUGAAAAAAUUGUUCACACUCACAGAAGAAUUGAAACAAUUCUUUGGUUUUUAAGGGUAUAUAUAUAUAUAUAUAUAUUUGUGAAUUA
Messenger RNA from Theobroma cacao (cacao), 1336 nucleotides. RefSeq names its product Matrixin family protein. NCBI's taxonomy places the organism in Eukaryota, Viridiplantae, Streptophyta, Magnoliopsida, Malvales, Malvaceae. Gene Ontology annotation, molecular function: zinc ion binding; metalloendopeptidase activity. Gene Ontology annotation, biological process: extracellular matrix organization; collagen catabolic process; proteolysis. Gene Ontology annotation, cellular component: extracellular matrix. The record is from RefSeq and is a predicted model, not a curated record.